Messenger RNA from Cinclus cinclus, 851 nucleotides. It is a transcript of the gene TMEM167B, whose product is annotated as transmembrane protein 167B. The record is from RefSeq and is a predicted model, not a curated record. NCBI's taxonomy places the organism in Eukaryota, Metazoa, Chordata, Aves, Passeriformes, Cinclidae. The transcript has 3 exons. The coding region runs from base 46 to 270 and encodes 74 amino acids.
CUGUCGCGUUGGCGCUGCGGAGGCCCGGGAGGGUCCGGGGGCGCCAUGACCAACGUUUACUCGCUGGAUGGGCUCCUGGUGUUCGGGCUGCUACUGGUUUGCACUUGUGCAUACCUGCGGAAGGUGCCCCGACUGCGCACCUGGCUCCUGUCCGAGCGCAGGGGCGUCUGGGGAGUCUGCCACAAGGCUGCUGUGAUUGGGACCCGUCUGCACGUGGCUGUGUCCGUGUCUUGUCUUCUCAUGGCCUUCUACGUCCUUGUGGGAGAGUGACCGCAUGGGGAGCUGCUGGUGACGUGGGAGAGACCCUGGGACCAACUAGAGAUCUUGUGACUGAUUCUGAAGACCCCAGUAUGGACCAGAGACCCCGGUACUGAUCCCACUGUCCCAGUACCAACCAGAGACACCGGUACUGACCCUGAACCACCCCCAGUCCUGCCUCUAGCAGCAAUCUGGAUCAUGUAUGUGGCAACCCAGGGACCAUCAUGUCCCAUCGGCCUCCGUGAACCCACCGAGGGCAACUAUGGGGGCCAACAGAGCACCUUUGGACUGUUGGAAAAUGAUUUCUCGUGAAUUCUGUAGAGAAGUGGGUGAAAGGACCCCCAGGACUGGGGGACCCAGCUCUGCCUUGCUAGCCCCUUCUCUUGACUCUGAGCAGGAUCCUAGUGCAAUCAUGGCAGGCUGUGGGGGCCAAGCAGGGCCCCUCUCCCUGCCAUUAUUGGCAUCUUCCUAUGCUCCUGCAGCGUGGAGGCCCCUCAGGGGGGGUCUUGUUCUGCAGUGGGGGGUUGCUGAUACUCCCAGGUUGUAAAUACCGGACUACCACAUACAAAUAAAGUGGGGGUUCUUCUGUGGCA